AGGUGAUUGCUUCUACUCGAGGAAAAAUUUAAUACGUUCAAAUUAGGAAGUUAUGUGCAAGUGAGGAGAAGAGGGCAUUGAAUUCAACACCAACAGGCAACAACAAAACAAAAGAAAAAAAAAAAAAAUGAAAAAUCGAGAGUGGCUUGAAAUAGCAAAAGUGGAGUUGAAAAUAGGAUACAGCCAAGUGGUUCAUUCAAUAUUCCAUGUAUGUGCAGCUCACCACAAAUUUCCAACUCCUGCCACGCUUGGGAGUUUGGGAUUCCCAGAAGAGAGAGAAAGAGUUGGUUCUGUUUCCCACCAAUUUAACCUUUUUCUGGGACCGUGAAAUCCUUUGAGCCUCAACUCAAGUGGGUCAUCUUCAGGUCCAACUCCCACUUGCUGGUCUUUGCUGGCUGUGCUGUGCUUGGGUUAGCUUCCCCUUUUUUUUUUUCCCCAAAACUCUUUCUACAUGUUCUUCCUCUCUAUCUCUAAUGAAAGAUCCACUUCCCUCAAUCUGGGUAUUGAUUUAAUCUUAUUAAUAUGCUUGUUUAAGGUAGAAAGGAUCAAUUUUUUCUUCUUUUGGUUGUAUAUGUUUUUGUUUGUUUUUUAUUUUAAUUAUUUUGCUUCCUACUCUAUCAUAUUGUUGUGUUCAAGGUUGGGUGUUUGUUGUAUAGUAGAAAGGAGGGUGUUUUCUUUUUCAAUCUGGGCAUCUGGGUCUUCUUGAUAUUGGGCAGGCUUUACUGGGUUUUGCUUGAAAUGGUGAUUGCGGCGCUUGGAUUUGUUGGGUUGGCUUGGGGUCUAUUGUGGGGUGCAGGGGAUAUUGGGCAAAGGGGCUUUUUCGGGUUAUUUUGAACUUUUCCUUUUAGUGGUGAUUUGGUGAUUGAGAUUUCAUGUUUGGUCCAAGACAAUGGAGAUGUUUAUGGCCAGAUUUUUACUCCUUUAGCGUUGAAUACUGUAUUAGCUUAGUGAGACAAUAUGAAGAACAUUCUGAAGAAGCUCCAUAUUGUGUCGAAUCAAACCGAAGACGUUGAAGGGUCUACUUCAUCAAGGGGAAGCAAGACUCAUGAUGGGUCAUCCCCAGAUAGGCUUUUGCAUUCUCGGCCCCAUCAUAAUUCUGAGCAUAAACCCUUUUCGGGUCUUUCGAAUUGGUUGAAUUCAGUUGCUAAUAGACAUAGCCCCAGUCCCCCAUUAUCUUCAAAUGUCACAAGAGUAGAGAGAUCAGAACCAUCUGAUUCCAUGAGCAGUUGCGGUUUGGACGUGGUUUCAGAUGCAGUGAGGCGUGACUCAGGGUCUAGCAAUUCAAGGGAUCCGGAUAUAGAGGAGGAGUAUCAGAUACAAUUGGCCUUGGAGUUGAGUGCGAGGGAGGAUCCUGAAGCUGUUCAGAUUGAAGCCGUUAAGCAGAUCAGUUUGGGCUCUUGUGCUCCGGAAAAUACUCCAGCAGAAAUUGUUGCUUAUCGAUACUGGAAUUACAAUGCUCUUAGCUAUGAUGACAAGAUCUUGGAUGGUUUUUACGACCUGUAUGGAAUUUUGAUGGAGUCCACCUCACAAAAGAUGCCUUCCCUUGUUGAUCUACAAGGAACACCAUUAUCAGAUUGUGUCACCUGGGAAGCAGUUUUGGUCAAUAGAGCUGCUGAUGCUAACCUGUUAAAACUUGAACAGGAGGCCCUGGUCAUGGCCGUCAAGUCAAGGUCGGAAUCUCCAGUUUUUGUAGGUACUGAUUUGGUGCAAAAGCUUGCUGCUUUAGUUGCUGCGAAUAUGGGUGGACCAGUUGGGGAUCCAGUCAACAUGUCAAGAGCGUGGCAAAGUCUCAGUUACAGUUUGAAAGCAACCCUUGGGAGCAUGGUUUUGCCUCUUGGUUCUCUGACAAUUGGAUUGGCUCGCCAUCGGGCAUUGUUGUUCAAGGUUUUGGCUGAUAGUGUGGGCAUUCCAUGCCGAUUAGUGAAAGGACAGCAAUAUACAGGUUCUGAUGAUGUGGCAAUGAACUUCGUGAAGAUUGAAGAUGGAAGGGAGUACAUUGUUGAUCUAAUGGCAGAUCCUGGAACACUUAUUCCAUCUGAUGCAGCAGGAUCACAUAUAGAAUAUGAUGAUUCUAUCUUUUCGGCCAGUACUUUGUCUAGAGAGAUAGACUCCUCAUAUAUAGCCUCUUCUAGCAGUGGGGUUGUGAGGCCAUAUCUGUCAGCUGUUGGAAAUGAAUCUGAUGACAGAGGGGAACUUACAGCUUGUGCAAAUCUACCCAGGCCAAGUAAAGAUAGUUUCAAUGCAGAGAAGACUCUGCUUCGGGCACUUCCCAGCAGGCCUAGCCAUCCGUACAUGCAUGGAAGAUCUCCCUCCUGGACAGAAGGUGUAAGCUCUCCAGCGGUGCGUAGAAUGAAAGUGAAGGAUGUUUCACAAUAUAUGAUUGAUGCUGCCAAAGAAAAUCCACAGUUGGCCCAGAAACUUCAUGAUGUGUUACUUGAAAGUGGUGUUGUUGCUCCUCCAAACCUAUUCACUGAAAUUUAUCCCGAGCAUAGAGAUGUGUCAAUAGUUGAGGCCAAGUCCCCAACUGAAGAUAAAGAUGAAAAUGAAAAGAGACAAGUAAUCCGGAAAAUUAAAGAUCAAGAUGACCUUGGUCCGAUUGGCUUUUUGCCACCUCUGCCUUAUCAUGGGAUGCAACCUAGAGUAAGUCCUUGUGUACAGCCAGAUCUUAAGCCUGUGGAAGGUUUAGGGUUUAACAAUCUGCUAGAUUUUAAAGAAGUAACUGGGCAGUCUGUUUCAUCACAAUCAGAAGUGACUCCUGUGAAAUAUGUGAAGAAUGUUCCUGUUGCUGCUGCUGCAGCAGCAGCAGCAGUUGUUGCAUCUUCAAUGGUUGUUGCUGCAUCAAAGUCAACUGCUGACCCAAACCUUGAACUUCCUGUGGCGGCUGCUGCCACUGCUGCUGCAGCAGUCGUAGCAACAACUGCAGCUGUUGGUAAGCAGUAUGAGAACUUGGAAACUGGUGUUCAUUCUCCAAGUGUUGCUGCUGAGUGCUUUAACCAAAUGGAUGGCAUGCAAAGUGGGGGAGAUGCAGAUGGUGCUGGUUAUGAGCCGCGUGGUAGUGGUGACCGGGAGCAUGAUGCUUCUGGGACAAAUCCUGAAGGAGAGAGAACAUCGGAUAGAUCUGCGGAUAGCACAAAAUCAGAUGUGGCACUUGAUGAUGUUGCAGACUGUGAGAUCCCAUGGGAUGAAAUCGCCUUGGGAUCGUAUGGGGAGGUAUAUCGUGGGGACUGGCAUGGCACUGAAGUCGCUGUUAAGAAGUUCCUGGACCAGGAUAUUUCUGGUGAAUCACUUGACGAAUUCAAAAGUGAGGUGCGGCUCAUGAAAAGACUAAGACAUCCCAAUGUUGUUCUCUUCAUGGGAGCGGUAACUCGUGUCCCAAAUCUUUCAAUUGUUACAGAAUUUCUUCCCAGAGGUAGUUUGUAUAGACUAAUUCACCGGCCUAACAAUCAAUUAGAUGAAAGGAGGCGUUUGAGGAUGGCCCUUGAUGCUGCUCGGGGAAUGAAUUAUUUGCAUAAUUGCACUCCAGUAAUAGUUCAUCGUGAUUUGAAGUCUCCAAACCUUCUUGUUGAUAAGAAUUGGGUUCUGAAGGUAUGCGACUUUGGCUUAUCACGAAUGAAGCAUAGUACUUUUCUUUCUUCCAGGUCAACUGCAGGGACGUUCACUGCAAUCUACGACAAAAAGAUAGAUGCAAACUUACAUAGAGUUUUCCUUCUGAUGGGCGAAUUCUUCAGGAUUGACAUUUCAGGGGCCAAGUUCAAUGCCUUUUCCUUUAAAGCUGAGGCUGAGUGGAUGGCUCCAGAAGUACUAAGAAAUGAGCCUUCAGAUGAAAAGUGUGAUGUUUUCAGCUUUGGGGUCAUAUUAUGGGAACUCUCUACAUUACAACAACCAUGGGGAGGAAUGAACCCAAUGCAAGUUGUUGGUGCUGUUGGAUUCCAGCAUCGCCGUCUUGACAUUCCAGAUGAUAUGGAUCCUGUUGUUGCAGAUAUUAUUAGGAGAUGCUGGCACACAAAUCCAAAAAUGAGGCCUACAUUUGCUGAAAUCAUGGCUACUCUGAAACCAUUGCAAAAGCCUAUAACCAGUUCACAAGUGCCUAGACCUAGUGCAGCAAUAAGCAGUGGUCAGGAGAGGGUUCAACCAUCACGAGCUGCAGAAGAACCAGCAGAAUAAAAAAGGCAAGUUCAGAACCAAACUGAAUACUGGCUUACUGGAAUGCCAAGAAGUGGAGGCAGGUCCUGGGUAAUUUGGAACAAAUGUAAGAAAGACUGAUUGAAGACCCUGAGCCAACAUAUACUUCAAUUUGAGAUUAUUGUGAUUCUUUUUUCUUCUUCACUUUUUUUUUCUUUGUAUUUGUGGGUUGGUGGUGCAGCCGCCCACGAGUAUGUGUAUUUGUUUGUAAAAAUUCAUUUGCAUUUGUUGUAAUCAAGGUUUGAAUUUUGUGUUUU
Messenger RNA from Vitis riparia (riverbank grape), 4439 nucleotides. RefSeq names its product probable serine/threonine-protein kinase SIS8. Gene Ontology annotation, biological process: protein phosphorylation. The coding region runs from base 958 to 4164 and encodes 1068 amino acids. Gene Ontology annotation, molecular function: protein kinase activity; ATP binding. The transcript has 14 exons. NCBI's taxonomy places the organism in Eukaryota, Viridiplantae, Streptophyta, Magnoliopsida, Vitales, Vitaceae. The record is from RefSeq and is a predicted model, not a curated record.